Polyodon spathula (Mississippi paddlefish) is the source of this 1142-nucleotide messenger RNA. RefSeq names its product histone H2A-like. The transcript has a single exon. Gene Ontology annotation, cellular component: nucleosome. The record is from RefSeq and is a predicted model, not a curated record. Gene Ontology annotation, molecular function: DNA binding; protein heterodimerization activity; structural constituent of chromatin. Bases 55 to 441 code for a protein of 128 amino acids. NCBI's taxonomy places the organism in Eukaryota, Metazoa, Chordata, Actinopteri, Acipenseriformes, Polyodontidae.
AAUUGUUUGGUUUACUUUUAGAAACAGGAAUUAGAGGGAAAAAAAAAAAAAGAAAUGUCUGGUAGAGGAAAGACCGGUGGAAAAGCGAGAGCCAAGGCGAAGUCUCGUUCAUCCAGAGCAGGCUUGCAGUUCCCAGUCGGUCGUGUUCAUAGGCUUUUGCGGAAAGGAAACUAUGCUCAGCGUGUGGGCGCUGGAGCCCCGGUCUAUCUGGCCGCGGUGCUCGAGUACCUGACUGCUGAAAUCCUAGAGCUGGCCGGGAACGCUGCCCGGGACAACAAGAAAACCAGAAUCAUCCCGCGUCACCUGCAGCUCGCUGUCCGCAACGACGAGGAGCUUAACAAGCUGAUGGGAGGUGUCACCAUCGCUCAGGGCGGAGUGCUGCCCAACAUCCAGGCUGUGCUGCUGCCCAAGAAAACGGAGAAACCAGCCAAGAGCAAAUAAAGCAUCAAACGACCCGUGUAUUACACCAACAAAGGCUCUUUUAAGAGCCACCCACCUUUUCAAAAAGAGCAAUUUACAUUCUAGUAAUACUGGAGCAGUAAGCGUAGAUCUGCUUAAAUCUGACGAGUUAAUAUGAAGUACAUUAUACGCUGUUUGUAUCUACCCUAAUAUUUUUUUUAUAACAAUAACAUUUAUUUUAAAUGUUCGCUUUGUUCCUUACUAACGUUACAUUUUUGGGGGGACGGGGGGUAAUUAUCAAAACCAGAAAAGAUUUCCAAAGGGCCAGGUUUUACUCUGUCCGCAACGACGAAGAUCUCAAGAUGGAGGCGCCACCAUCGCUCAGGGCGGGGUGCUGCUGCCCGAGAAGCCAGGCAAAAAGUAAACGAAGCUUCGUUUUGCCUUUUAACAACUAAACCCAAAAGCUCUUUUCAGAGCCACCCAUCAAUUCAAGAGAGUUAAACGCAACGCUUUUUGUUUAAUACCCUAUAUAAGACACACAAAAUCAGGUUACUUAUUUAUUCCGUGCAAGCAGUCAUCUCACAAACAAUUAAAAAUAAAUUCAAAGCCGUUUAAUGUACACGAUAUGUUAUCAUUUAACUGCCUAUACCACCAUGUACUGCUAAAUAUUCCUAUUAGUUAAAUGGAAAUAUAAAUGUUUUGAUAAAAGCUGAAUUAUAGGUACAAUAAAUAGUCUCUCUCUC